Molecule: messenger RNA, 2474 nt
Organism: Photinus pyralis (common eastern firefly)
Lineage: Eukaryota; Metazoa; Arthropoda; Insecta; Coleoptera; Lampyridae
Product: transmembrane protease serine 9-like
Exons: 6
Coding region: 264-2417 (717 amino acids)
Biological process (GO): proteolysis
Molecular function (GO): serine-type endopeptidase activity
Source: RefSeq, a predicted model, not a curated record
CCAACAAAAUGAAGCAUAAAUAAUUGAAACUAGCAGAUGCAGAAAAAAAUUCCAACAAAUAACGUACCUAAACAGAUAGGUAAGUGGGAGAGGUCACCGAAAAUGCUAUGCCUACGCCAUACAUACAUUUAAUAUAUUAGUAACUAUACUAAAUUAGUUGCGUAUAUAAUUACAUAUCUACGAAAUAUCACGGAAAUCCCUGCAAGGUGAAUUCAUAUUAUUAGGGAACUAUCCAGUUCUAUAGAACCAAAUCAGUGGGAAACAUGUAUCUGCUAUUGUGGCUUUUUACGCUCAUUGCUAAGACACUCGGUGAGUCCUGCGUCCAUCCAACGGGACAAGUAGGCGAGUGCGUUCCAAUAAGAUCGUGCCCUUCGCUUUUGUGGUCGUUUACAAAUCCAAAAUUUGGAGUCUGGGAUGAGUUGCUAAAAUUUAAAUGUUCGGACAAUGACGAUGUCGAUGCGCCUCUGUUGGUUUGCUGUCGUACACAAGAUGAUAUGUUCGUGUUUGAGAAUGAAGAAGACAAUACAGAAGCCGGUCACUCAGAGGGUCCGCUCCGCUUGGCCAAUGUAGAAAGUUGUGGCACGGCAUCCGAAGAUGUUAAAAUCGAUGACGGUGUGGCGCGUCUGCAAGAUUUUCCGUGGCUCGUUAAACUGAUUGCUAUUGAAAAUUAUCUUGACGAACCAGAUAAGGUUAGCACAGUGGCCUGCACUGGAGUGCUCAUUAAUCGGAGAAACGUGAUUUAUUCUGCACAGUGCUUCUACGCACUUCUUUGGAAUGCCACUUUUAUGGUAAGAAUCGACAAUUACGUCGGGUCAGAUACGGACUGCGAUCAAAAAUCAUAUUCCCCAAGGUGCAGCGAUUUUCAGUUGUAUCGUGUUGAGGUGUAUGAUCUUCAUUUAUUUUACGACCCCCAAACUAAACUAAAUGAUAUCGCGAUGUUACGCUUACAUGCAAGAGUGCCUUUCUCAGAUCACAUGAAACCCAUUUGUCUUCCAUUAGCUACAAAUUUGAAUUUGGGUGAAACACUAUAUACCGUUGGUUGGAACAUAACUUUUAACAUUAGUGAUGUUUCCGUGAAACGGGCGUAUGUGUCUAAAUACAUUUCAAAUGAAGAAUGUGAGAAAACGCAGUCGGUUUCAGUUUAUGAGAUUUGCACCGAGGCCGAUGACAAGAAGCUUGAUGAAGAUCGCGCAAUUGGUUUACCACUAAUGGCAUUUCAAAACGAUCGAUGGUACUUAUAUGGAUUUGAGACACAAGGGAAAAGUACUAAAAUUCAUACACGUUUGCAAAAUUAUUGGCAAUGGAUGCAGGGAGUAACAGGCGGAGGUAAUUAUCCUAUAAACACAAAAACAUUAAUUAAGAUUUCAGAACGAUGUCGCACUCCUGAUAACGAAAUGGGAGAAAGCAUGCACCCGACGGAAUGUGACAGGCUAAUGGACGCCUUCGCUAACGCAUCGCCAAACGAAGAAGAUGCGUUAAAGAAAUUCGGUUUGACAUCUGAUUUCGACGAACCCGAUGAUCCGUUGAAGGUGUGCUGUGGACUUGAGCCCAAUUUUACAAUAUCUCUACCGGAAAGUGAAAAUGUAGAUCUUGAAAUAUCCAAUUUUGCAUAUUGCGGAUUGCAGCAUCGAGACGAUUAUGUAUUUGAUAGCGAUGAAGUAUCAGUCGAUGAGUUUCCCUGGUUGGCCGUCAUCUUAGAUGGAAAUUUACCUGACUUAGACGGUGCCGUUUGUGGUGGCAGUCUAAUAACGCACCGAUACGUUCUCAGUUCGGCACAAUGCAUGACUUAUUACAAACUACCCGAAACGUACGUCCCAAGAUUAAUCGUACGGCUCGGUCACUACAAAGCGGCCAAUAAAAGCAAUUGUGUUCAUUUUGAUCAGGACUUGUACGAUUGCAAUGAAGUACAGGAGUAUGUAGUAGAAGAAAAUAUAAUUCAUCCCUUCUACAGCGCCUUUGAUAACACUAACGAUAUCGCGCUCUUACGAUUGCAGAGAUCAGUAGAAUUUUCGGAUUACGUUCGCCCAAUCUGCCUACCUAGAUCUGAACAAGACGUCGCCCUCGAGGAAGAGACCCUAUUCAUUACCGGUUUUGGAAGGCGGGAAGAAGAACUUUUCAUUCAUGUGAAGAAGAAAAUUAGAGCUACCCUAAUUCCUAUUGAAUCUUGUAGAGAUAAGGUAAAAUACAAAAAUUAUAUACAACCCGUCACAGACUAUCAGAGGUGCACCGAAGAAUUCGAGAAUUCAACCGAUGUGGCUUGCGUGGGAGGCGAAGGUGGACCCGUGAUGUUUUCAAGAAAACUGCGUUGGUUCAUUGAAGGUAUAACUACAAACUAUCAAUGUGGCAGGCCUUACCCUACCAGCUAUCUAAGGGUAUACAAGUACUUAAGAUGGAUUAAGACACAUAUGAAACCGUAAUGACUGUGUAGAAAUAGUAUUAAUUUUGUACUGAUUUGUAAUAAUAAAAUUAAAUUA